UUUUUUUUUUUUUCUUUUUAAUCAAUAUUUCCCUGACCAUGUUUAGAAGCAUUAUUCGUACAGUAAAUGUCCAUAAUAGACAAUCCAACCUUUACUUGUCUUUACGUCAUGCUUCUACUACCUCCAGCAGAAGUAAGUCAAAUAGGAUAAAUCGAUUCUUAAUCCACUGAUUCUUUAUUGUUUUUAAUUUCUUCACUUUAGCCAAGGUAUUGACUACUGAAACGAUGCAUCCUCUUGUUCGACAAAUGGAAUAUGCUGUACGUGGUGCUCUUCCUAUUCGUGCAGAAGCUUUAAGCAAGCAAUUGUUGACUGACAAAAAUCUCGGGUUUGAACGUGUUGUAUUUUGCAAUAUUGGUAACCCCCAACAGCUCAAUCAAAAACCCAUUACUUUUUUCCGUCAGGUGGCCUCUUUGUGUGAAAAUCCUGAACUACUCAAACCUAGUAACCGUGAGACUUUACUCAAGUUAUAUCCUGCUGAUGCUAUUGCCCGUGCUGAACUAUUACUGAAGCAUAUUGGUAGUGUUGGGGCUUAUUCUCAUUCCAAAGGUAUCCAUCAUAUUCGAGAAAACGUUGCCAAGUUCAUUGAAAAGCGUGAUGGUUAUGCUGCUGAUCCUGAAAGUAUCUUUUUAACUCAAGGGGCUUCUGCUGGUGUCCAUACUGUGAUCCAAAUCUUGACUCAAAAUAACAAUUCCGGAUUUUUGAUUCCUAUUCCUCAAUAUCCUCUUUAUUCUGCUACAUUGUCUUUGGUGGAUGCCACUCAAGUUCCUUACUAUUUGAACGAAUCAAAGGAUUGGGGUUUGGAUGUGAAGGAUCUCAAGAAAGCAGUGGAUGAAGCUCGUGCAAAGGGUGCUGAUAUGCGUGCUUUGGUGAUCAUCAAUCCUGGUAACCCUACUGGACAAUGUUUAACUGAACAAAACAUGCGUGAAAUCAUCGAUUUCUGUCAUACGGAACGUUUGGUUUUAUUGGCCGAUGAAGUUUAUCAAACCAACAUCUACAAGCCUGAUUCUCGACCUUUCCAUAGUUUCAAAAAGGUGUUAUGUUCCAUGGGUGAAAAGUACAAGGAUCAAGAACUUUUCUCAUUCCACUCUAUUUCCAAGGGUAUGAUUGGUGAAUGCGGUCGCCGUGGUGGUUACUUGGAAUGUGUCAAUAUUGAUGAAAAAGUGAUGGAUCAACUUUACAAGAUUGCAUCUGUGUCGUUGUGUCCUAAUGUUCAAGGUCAAAUUCUUGUUGAUUUGAUGACCAAUCCUCCUGUGGAAGGUGAUGCUUCUUAUGAUCAAUAUAAAGGUGAAGUCGAUGCUAUCUAUCAAUCUCUUGUUCGUCGUUCUUCCAAAUUGGCCGACUGUUUCAAUUCUUUGGAAGGUAUGUCCACCAAUGCUGCUGAAGGUGCAAUGUAUCUCUUCCCUAAAUUGACUCUACCUCAAAAGGCUAUUGAUGCUGCAAAAGAAAAGGGUAUGGCUCCUGAUACCUUCUAUUGUAUGGCUAUGUUGGAAGCUACUGGUGUUUGUGUGAUUCCAGGAUCUGGAUUUGGUCAAGAACCCAAUACAUGGCAUUUCCGCUCUACUUUCUUGCCUGAAGAACACUUAUUUGACACUUUCUGUACCGAUCUCAAGAAAUUCCAUGGUAAUUUUAUGGCCAAAUACAAGGAUUAAAAUUAUAUUAGAUUAGAUCUGUUUUAUACUCUGUAUGUAGUCAUUGUUAUGUUAUUGUUAUUCUAUUUCUUUUUAUUUUUUUGUAUUACUUUCUUUUUUUUUUUUUCUUCAAUAAUAAAAAUCCUCA
Molecule: messenger RNA, 1776 nt
Organism: Halteromyces radiatus
Lineage: Eukaryota; Fungi; Mucoromycota; Mucoromycetes; Mucorales; Cunninghamellaceae
Product: pyridoxal phosphate-dependent transferase
Exons: 4
Coding region: 225-1649 (474 amino acids)
Biological process (GO): biosynthetic process
Molecular function (GO): L-alanine:2-oxoglutarate transaminase activity; pyridoxal phosphate binding
Source: RefSeq, a predicted model, not a curated record